This is a messenger RNA of Caenorhabditis elegans, 1008 nucleotides long. RefSeq names its product Serpentine receptor class gamma-11 (gene srg-11). Gene Ontology annotation, cellular component: membrane. The record is from RefSeq and is marked reviewed. The coding region runs from base 1 to 1008 and encodes 335 amino acids. The transcript is spliced from 5 exons. Lineage: Eukaryota; Metazoa; Nematoda; Chromadorea; Rhabditida; Rhabditidae. Gene Ontology annotation, biological process: sensory perception of chemical stimulus. Gene Ontology annotation, molecular function: transmembrane signaling receptor activity.
AUGCCUUCUUUCCGUCCGAACAUUUCAAAUGAUCUCGAUACAAUUAUUUUUGAGUGUAAUUCAAAUUAUGAUACAAUCGUGGAAGUAACAAAGUGGUUUCUACAAAUUGCGUAUCUUAUACCAGGAGGAAUUUUGAAUAUUCUUCUACUCUAUACAAUUUUGUUCAAAAACUCUGAGAUUUACGCAUCAAGCUCUUUCUUUUUGAUAUAUUCAACUGACUGCUUUGUAAGCUUCUCGAUGAUAUUUUUGGAUAUAAUUGGCCGUACACUUGUCUAUUUUACCCCAUUAUGUCCUAUCAUUGCACCAAUGUUCUACGAACCAUUGAUCGGUUUCAAGAUUAUGAUGAUAGUGCUACAUCAUUCAAGAGCGUGUAAAUCACUAAUUCAAAUUCUACUUGUUGUAAAUCGAAUGUCGUGUGUUAUUUAUCCAAUUCGAUAUGGUAAAAUGUGGAUGAGACCGUUGAAAUAUUUGAUCAUUUUGGUAUUUGUGAUACCAUUUUCAAUUGAUUGGAAUCUUAUCAUAUCAAGAGUUUAUAUGCAGCCAACUUUUGGGGGGAUUUAUAUGGAAUACAUCAAAAAAGUUGCAUGGGCAAGUCAAUCUCGUUUCCAACUAAUUUUCAUCACAAUUGCUCUACUCUUCACAAUUGUCUGCACAUCUGUCAUUUUCUAUACACUUGUUAUGCUUCCCAAAAGGCUACGAAAUGUAGAAAGAACGUUGUCAUUAGGAACUGCGUACAUUUCAAUGAGCUUUAUCAUUCUUGUUGUAUUUCAGUUUCUCUUCGCAUUUUAUAGUGACAUUUUCACAACUAGCACUAUAUUCGGAUACUCUCUCCUUUCAUACGACAUUUUAAAUGUUGGAUCUCCUAUAAUCAUGCAUUGUGUGAGUUCAAAGCUACGUAAUCAUGUUCUCCGUGGAAGCCGAAAACUGUCAAGUGCAGCUCGCGUUGUUCCAGUUUCAAAUGUAACAUCUACCAAUGGGUGGGUCAAUUUAAUCGUAAUUACGCUUUAA